GUCGGAGGCGGUCGGGGCCGGUCCUCCCCAGCCGCCUGUGGCCGCCCGGCCUUCGGCCAUGAGUGUCGCCCCCUCGGGCCCCUCGGCCUCUUUCUUGGCCGAACUGGAGCGGCACAGGGAGGCCCUGAGCAAGGCCCUGCAGGGAGGCCGCGGGGAGGCCCCCCCGCCCCCUUCUCGUUCUGAGGUUCUUGCAUCUAUAGAAAAUAUAAUUCAAGGAGUCAUCAAAAGUCUGGCAAGAAACGAAGCACCAGUCCUAAUCCUGGAAAACAGAUCAAGUUGGGGAAAUAUAAAGUUUGAAGAUUCUGUAGGUUUACAGAUGGUAUCGCACUGUUCCACAAGAAAAGUGAAAAGUGAUUCAGCAAUAACAGCCCAAAAAUUUGCUCUCAUUCUGAAAAUGUUGUCUGUGGUCUAUAAAUUAGUACAGAGCAACACUUAUGCAACCAAAAGAGAUAUUUACUAUACUAAUAUCCAACUAUUUGGUAACCAGAGUGUUGUGGACAAUAUAAUCAGUGACAUUUCCUGUAUGCUAAAAGUACCUAGAAGAAAUCUUCAUAUUCUGUCUACAUCAAAGGGUUUAAUUAGUGGUAAUUUAAGUUACACUGAAGAAGAUGGUACCAAAGUGAACUGUACCUGCAGUUCCACAGCAGUUGCAGUGUCACCUAAUAUUCAUGGAAUUAGAAAUUUGAUUACAGAUGCUAAAUAUAUACUAAUCGUAGAAAAAGAUGCCACAUUUCAGCGACUCCUGGAUGAUAACUUUUGUCAUAAAAUGUCUCCGUGCAUAAUGAUUACGGGGAAAGGGGUCCCGGAUCUGAACACCAGACUGAUGAUCAAGAAACUGUGGGAUACAUUUCACAUUCCGGUUUUCACUCUUGUGGAUGCAGAUCCACAUGGCAUAGAAAUAAUGUGCAUCUACAAGUAUGGAUCUUUGUCCAUGUCUUUUGAAGCUCAUAAUCUCACAGUCCCAGCUAUUAGAUGGCUUGGUCUCCUACCAUCUGAUAUUGAAAGAUUAAAUAUACCCAAAGAUACUUUAAUUCCACUGACUAAGCAUGACCAGACGAAGCUUGAUAGCCUACAGAAGAGACCGUAUAUUGACCACCAGCCAUUCUGGAAAAAAGAAAUGGAGAUUAUGGCAGCAUCUAGAAUGAAGGCAGAAAUUCAAGUUUUGACCUCUCUUGCUCCAGAUUAUCUUUCAAGAGUGUACUUGCUUAAUAAACUAAAAUUCGGAGGAUGGAUUUAAAAAUAUUUCAGAAUUGGGAAAUAUAUUGUAUUGUUAUAAGUUAAAACCUAAUAGGCAUCUUUGUUCUUGAAAUUCAUUUUGUUUGCUCUUAACCUCUGUUUUAUAAGACAUGCCAAAUGAAUCCUUAUAUUAAGUUCUUUUUGAAAUAAGGCAAUUGUUGAACUUGUUUUGGAUUUUUUCAGUGUCAAAGAACGCAGAGAAAACUGAAUUCACCUUUUACAGAUCUCAUGUUGAAAUGUGAAAUACGGGUCCAUUUCCUUUGUCAACAAAAUAAGGCUCUUAAAUUUUUCAGCGCAGAUUAAAAAAAAAUUAGUGAGCCAGACUAUGGAAGAAUUCAGGUCACGAGAACAGCCUCAGUAAGACACAUUAAAUUUUCUUAAUUAAGGGCUGUUUUUCGAUAACAGACGUCUGUAAAAGAUAAAGCCUUUAAGGCUUGGUGGGCCCUGCCAUUUGAUCGCAGUUCCCAGAUUCCUGUGUAUUGUCAUUAUAAAAAAAGGGCAGGAAGUGAGUGAAUAAAUUGCUGUACCCCCCAGCUCCCUCCCGCCGUACAGAAUUAGUGACCUCAAGAUCUAAGGUGAUCGUACAUCCUGAUUUUGAUAGGAUGAUCCUGAAACUUCCAGGUCUAUUCUACCAUCUUUUUAGGGUUGUCAAAACAUGCUCAUGUUUCAAAAAAUCUGAAAACCGUCUGAGAUGUGUGCACACAGCCGAUAGAAGGAAUGUGGAGGGACGAGGGGAUCGGGGAAGGCAGGAAGUAGGUUGCAAUUAACUGUCUGUUCUGCAGGUCUGGGCCUCUGGUGGCUGCAGCCACAGUCCAGAGCAAAGGCCUGCAGAUCUAGCCAUAGUUGAUUCAAGGCUGUCUGUAUCCGUUGCCACCUGAGAAUAAGCAGGAGCUGCUUGAUCUCAAUUGGCUUGUCCUGGGUUGUAUCACCACUUCUGCCCGGCGGCUCCAAUUGCAACCCUGCUUGGGGUAGGUUUACCCGGGACCUGUGCCACAAUCGUCUACUGGUCCAUUCCAGGCCCGGUCUCUGUUGGGCAGAAGCAGCGGGGAAAACACCAGCAUCAGAGCUUCACUGGAGCACUUAGAUUAGCGUCCCGCCCACGGUAAGCACUCGGUAAAUACCUCCGACUCUGUGAGUGCUGCUCCGCAUAGGAAGUUGAGAGGGUUGGAGCCCUUCUUAACCAGAACAGUUGCCUGGAAGGAUGAGGAGCCUGAGGACUGUUGCCUCUAAACUCUUUUCACAACCUAUUUUGAUGUUCUUAAUCUGGACUGUUUCACCUUUAAUCUGCUCUUAUUUGCAAUUUAUUGUUGGAUUAUAUUUAUAUUGUUCUACAUGUCUGUCUUCACCCGCUUGGACUGUGGACCCCUUGUGAAGCCAGGACCCGGAAGCCAGUCCUGUAUUGCUUCUCUGGACAUUAGUCCAGUGUUUGGUAUGGUAUUUGGUCCACAGUUAAGCCCUCAAUAAAUUCUAAUAAAAAUUACAGUUUCUAGGCAA
Messenger RNA from Ornithorhynchus anatinus (platypus), 2730 nucleotides. RefSeq names its product SPO11 initiator of meiotic double stranded breaks (gene SPO11). The record is from RefSeq and is a predicted model, not a curated record. The coding region runs from base 59 to 1237 and encodes 392 amino acids. Gene Ontology annotation, biological process: reciprocal meiotic recombination; meiotic DNA double-strand break formation; meiotic DNA double-strand break processing. The transcript has 13 exons. Gene Ontology annotation, molecular function: DNA binding; ATP binding; DNA topoisomerase type II (double strand cut, ATP-hydrolyzing) activity. Gene Ontology annotation, cellular component: nuclear chromosome. Lineage: Eukaryota; Metazoa; Chordata; Mammalia; Monotremata; Ornithorhynchidae.